CGAGGGCGAGCUUGCAAAGUGCGAUUGCGCAACAAUGGCGGAACUUAUCGCGGAUGUUUCUCGGUCUUGGGAAACCCACAUGAUUAUAUUUUUGAGUUUGUGAACGAGCGAGUCUCAGAUUUGGAAUGACCAGAACUGAUUCUUGAGGAGGAUUUUUGUUGUGGAUAAAGUCAUGCAUCACACUAAUCUGUUCAUUUCCGUCGCACUUUUGACUACCCUCGUGCACCUGUCUAGAGUCGAUGCUGGACAGCUAUUGUCCACUGAACAUCGCACUCAUGCUGCCACUGAACGUGCCAAUGAUUUGAACUGUUAUGAAUGUGACACUAUCAAGGAUGGAGAGCAUUGCGUUAAUCCAAAUAGUAACUAUACUUGGCUUAAGAAGAAAUGCAAAGAUGAUCGACGGCAAUGUAUGGUAAAAAGAUACUCGUUUACAUUGAGCACGGAGAACUCGACAUCGGAGCCGAUGAUGUGGGCGUUGGAGCGGAAUUGCACAAAUAAAUGCGAGCCAGGAUGCAUUGUGAUCGGGGAGCGGACAAAGCUGUUUGCAUGCACCGACUGCUGCGAAAAGUCCUACUGCAACACGGGAAAAGGCACAGCCGCGGAUCUCACCACCAGGGAAAUCGGUUUUGUAUUGACUCUAGUGCUGCAAGCCGUACUUACUGUUACUCUCUAUCCUGCGUGACAUCAAUAAAACCACCAACGUUUCUUUAUUUAA
Cotesia glomerata is the source of this 715-nucleotide messenger RNA. RefSeq lists its product as uncharacterized. Bases 173 to 682 code for a protein of 169 amino acids. The transcript is spliced from 3 exons. The record is from RefSeq and is a predicted model, not a curated record. Lineage: Eukaryota; Metazoa; Arthropoda; Insecta; Hymenoptera; Braconidae.